Messenger RNA from Enhydra lutris kenyoni (northern sea otter), 1152 nucleotides. RefSeq names its product makorin ring finger protein 3 (gene MKRN3). NCBI's taxonomy places the organism in Eukaryota, Metazoa, Chordata, Mammalia, Carnivora, Mustelidae. The transcript has 2 exons. Bases 1 to 1152 code for a protein of 383 amino acids. Gene Ontology annotation, biological process: protein polyubiquitination. Gene Ontology annotation, molecular function: metal ion binding; ubiquitin protein ligase activity. The record is from RefSeq and is a predicted model, not a curated record.
AUGGAAGAGCCUGCAGCUCCCUCUGAAGCCUCUGAGGCACCUGGGGCAUCUGCGGGUGCCGAGGCAGCAGGGGAGGGUGCAUCUGGGCCUUCCCUCCGCACGCGCCCGGUCUUCCGGCAAUUUUCAGCUGCAGGUCCGGCCCCCCUCCGUGCGUCACGUCUGAGGCCUGCCCAGGCUGCAGGGGGAGGGGCUGGGCUCAGUCUCCUGCCGGGCCGGAGUGGUGGCAGCUGGACGAAGCAAGUCACCUGCAGGUAUUAUCUGCAUGGGCUUUGCAAGGAGGGGGAGAACUGUCGUUACUCUCAUGACCUCUCGGGCCGGCAGGUGGCCAGGGAGGGCCCUGGUCCUGCAGACCAAGGCCCUAGCACGGCUGCGCAAGCUGAGACCCUUCCUCAGGAAGUGGCGGAAGCCCCUCCCGCUGCAUCCUCUUUCUCCUUGCCUGUGAUUGGCUUGGCUGUUGAAGGGGGUUCCUUUGAAGCUGGGAGAGACAAUGCAGGCCUUGAAGCUGCUGGAGGAGCAGGUGCGGAAGGCUGGGAGAAUGCCAUUGAGUUUGUUCCUGGGCAACCCUACCGGGGCCGCAUGUUCCCUAGUCCCAGCGCUCCUCCACAGAGCUCAGUGACUGAGAGGGAACAGAUUGCAGUGGGCAGGGGGCCGCCGCUUUGCCGGGAUGCUGCAAUGGGGCAGUGCUUUCGUGGGGAGAGCUGCAUGUAUCUCCAUGGAGAGAUAUGCGAUAUGUGUGGGCGUCAGGUCUUGCACCCUCUGGAUCCUGUGCAGAGGGAACACCAUAUAAAGGCUUGCAUUGAAGCACACGAGGAGGAUAUGGAACUCUCGUUUGCAGUGCAGCGAAGUAUGGACAAAGUGUGUGGCAUCUGCAUGGAGGUUGUCUAUGAGAAAGCCAACCCCAGUGAUUGCCGCUUUGGCAUCCUCUCCAACUGCAACCACACCUACUGUCUUAAGUGUAUCCGCAGGUGGAGGACUGACAAACAGUUUGGCAACAGGAUCGUCAAGUCCUGUCCACAGUGCAGGGUCACCUCCAACUUUGUCAUUCCCAGUGAGUUCUGGGUGGAGGAGGAGGAAGAGAAGCAGAAACUUAUUCAGCAGUACAAGGAGGCAAUGAGCAACAAGACUUGCAGGAUUGACUCAGUUCUAGUCUAG